Molecule: messenger RNA, 6933 nt
Organism: Dama dama (fallow deer)
Lineage: Eukaryota; Metazoa; Chordata; Mammalia; Artiodactyla; Cervidae
Gene: MAPT
Product: microtubule associated protein tau
Exons: 15
Coding region: 137-2473 (778 amino acids)
Biological process (GO): microtubule cytoskeleton organization; neuron projection development
Cellular component (GO): neuron projection
Molecular function (GO): microtubule binding
Source: RefSeq, a predicted model, not a curated record
ACCCACCAGCUCAGGCACCAGCAGCCGCGCCGCCGCCGCCGCCCACCUUCUGCCGCCGCCACCACAGCCAGUUUCUCCUCUGCCACCCUCUACUGUCCUCGCCCUCUGUCGACUAUCAGGUGGGCCUUGAACCAGGAUGGCUGAGCCCCGCCAGGAGUUCGACGUGAUGGAAGAUCAUGCCCAGGGAGACUACGCCCUGCAAGACCAUGAGGGCGACAUGGACCCCGGGCUGAAAGAGUCUCCCCUGCAGACCCCGGCCGAUGAUGGAUCUGAGGAACCAGGCUCUGAAACUUCUGAUGCUAAGAGUACUCCGACGGCGGAAGAUGUGACAGCACCCUUAGUGGAUGAGGGAGCCCCCGGCGAGCAGGCAGCCGCUCAGGCCCCCACGGAGACCCCAGAAGGAACCACAGCUGAAGAAGCAGGCAUUGGCGACACCUCCAGCCUGGAAGACCAAGCUGCUGGACACGCGACCCAAGGGCCUGGGAGUGCCGAGGUUGUCCAGGCAAGCUUCCUCGGGGAGCCGGGCCACCAUGGAGGUGAGGCUGUGGAGCCAGGGACCUCAGGUCUGACCCACCAGCACGCAUCUGACAUGCUCGGGGCCCCCACCCUGCUCACAGGCCCCAGAGAGGCCUCACGCCAGCCUUCGGGGACAGAACCUGAGGUUGCAGAGGGCAGCCGCCACAGCUCCGAGCUGCCAGAGUGCCAGCUUUGGGGAGGCCUGCCCCAGGAGGGGCCGCCUCCAAAGGGGGCACAGGGCAAAGAGAGGCAGAGGGGUGAGGAGGUGGAUGAAGACCGGGACAUUGAUGAGUCCUCGCCCCAGGACUCCCCGCCCUCCCAGGUCUCCCCGACCCAAGGCGGGCAAGCCCUGCAGGCAGUUUCUGGAGAAGCCCCUGGAACCCCAGGGUCCCCAGCCGGGGGUGCCAUCCCGCUUCCUGUCGAUUUCCUCUCUAAAGCAUCUGCAGAGACCCGGGUCCCAGAGCCCGACGGGCCCAGCGAGGGGCCCCCGGGAGAAGGGCACGGCGGGUCCCCCGAGUUCACAUUCCACGUGGAAAUCACAGCCAACCUGCAGAAGGAGCAGGGACCCCCCUCGGAGGUGGAUUUGGAAGGGACUGCACUUCCCGGGGCCCCUGGAGAGGAGCAAGAGCCCUGGAGCCCCUCUGAGGGCGAGGACACAAAAAAGACUGAUCUUCCAGAACCUUCUAGAAAGCAGCCUGCAGCUGGUCUGCCAGGGAAGCCCGUCAGCCGGGUGCCUCAACUCAAAGCUCGCAUGGUCAGUAAAGGCAAAGAUGGGACUGGACCUGACGACAAAAAAACCAAGCCAUCCACACCUUCUUCCGCUAAAACCCUGAAAAAUAGGCCUUGCCUUAGCCCCAAACGCCCCACUCCUGGUAGCUCAGACCCUUUGAUCAAACCCUCCAGCCCUGCCGUGUGCCCAGAGCCAUCUUCCUCUCCUAAACACGUCUCUUCUGUCACACCCCGAACUGGCAGUUCUGGAGCAAAGGAGAUGAAAGUCAAGGGGGCAGAUGGUAAGCCUGGAACGAAGAUCGCCACACCCCGGGGAGCGGCCCCUCCGGGCCAGAAAGGCCAGGCCAACGCCACCCGGAUUCCAGCAAAAACCACUCCCACCCCGAAGACCUCGCCAGGCACUGCGACCAUGCAAGUGCAGAAAAAACCACCCCCUGCAGGGGCAAAAUCUGAGAGAGGUGAAUCUGGGAAAUCCGGGGACCGCAGCGGCUACAGCAGUCCCGGCUCCCCAGGCACUCCGGGCAGCCGCUCCCGCACCCCUUCUCUGCCGACCCCGCCCACCCGGGAGCCCAAGAAGGUGGCGGUGGUCCGCACUCCCCCCAAGUCGCCGUCUGCAGCGAAGAGCCGCCUGCAGGCCGCCCCGGGGCCCAUGCCAGACCUGAAGAACGUCAAGUCCAAAAUCGGCUCCACGGAAAACCUGAAGCACCAGCCAGGCGGCGGCAAGGUGCAGAUAAUUAAUAAGAAGCUGGAUCUUAGCAACGUCCAGUCCAAGUGUGGCUCAAAGGAUAAUAUCAAACACGUGCCAGGAGGCGGCAGUGUGCAAAUAGUCUACAAACCAGUGGAUCUGAGCAAGGUGACCUCCAAGUGUGGCUCAUUAGGCAACAUCCAUCAUAAGCCAGGAGGUGGCCAAGUGGAAGUAAAAUCUGAGAAGCUGGACUUCAAGGACAGAGUUCAGUCGAAGAUUGGGUCCCUGGAUAACAUCACACACGUCCCUGGUGGAGGGAAUAAAAAGAUCGAGACCCACAAGCUGACCUUCCGCGAGAACGCCAAAGCCAAGACCGACCACGGGGCAGAGAUCGUGUACAAGUCACCCGUGGUGUCGGGGGACACGUCCCCCCGGCACCUAAGCAACGUGUCCUCCACCGGCAGCAUCGACAUGGUGGACUCGCCGCAGCUCGCCACCCUCGCCGACGAGGUGUCCGCCUCCCUGGCCAAGCAGGGUUUGUGAUCAGGCCCCGGGGCGGUCAGUAAUCGUGGAGAGAAGAGUGAGAGAGUGUGGGAAAAAAAAGAAUAAUGCUCUGGCCCUUCGCCCUCUGCCCUCCCCCAGCUGCUCCUCACAGAUUGGUUCAUCGGUUAAUCACUAACCUGCUUGUCGCUCAGCUCUGGCUCGGGGCUUCCAAAUCAGUGACCGGAACAGAGCCAAGUUCAGCUUUCCAAAUUGAUGGGUGGGCCAAUCCUAAUAAAGUAUUUUUAAAAAUGCUCCAAAAGAGGGCCCCACCCAGAACUUCCUUGGGCAGUUACUUUUGAUUCUUUUUUUUUCCCCCUCUGAGUGGAAGAGGGAGAAGGGAGGCUCUGAAAGCUGCUUCCGGGGGCUCUCCAGGCCUGGGGGGGUGCCCCAUUCUGGGGGUGUCCCCGAGGCAGCAGUGGCAACAAGGGACUUGCAACUUGGCACAUUGGCGGAGCCACAGGCACAGGGCCGCCUCUGGAGCAGGGCGGAGCGGGCGGGGCUGGGCAGGGGGCGGGGAGGGAAGGGAAGGGGCCUGUGUGGGGAGGGGAUGCCGGGGCCUGCCUGGAGGGCAGCGGGCAGGGCACAGCCUCCACCACCCACCGCAGACCAGGCAGUCCUGUUCUUGGCAGCUCGGGAUCGGCUGAGGUCCCUACCCUCUGCGGGGAGAAGGGACGGGGCAGGAGAAGGAAGGGGAUGGGAAGGACGUCGUGUGGGUCACCUCCUUGGAAAAGACCACCGAGCGUGGCCUCUUCCUUGCUUCUCGCAGGGUGGGGGCGGGGGGCGGUCCUGAGCUGAGGGGGCUUCUCUCUGCCCCCUGGAGACCCCGUUCUAUUGAGUUCUGAAGGCGGGAACUACAGCCACGUUUUUUGGCCACCUCACAGAUCUGGGACUUAGGGCUAACCAGUUCUCUCUGUAAGGACUUGUGCCUCUUGGGAGCACCUGCCUGUUCCCGAGCCUGGGCCUCUCCUCCUUCCCACGGCCAUGCAGCCCCCCGUCUGCCCCCGCCACGCCUGUGUGUCUGCCGUGCGGAGCCCGGUCACUGCCUGUCCCCUCACUACGUCACACUGAGUUCCCCGCCUCACCACCCACCCCUUCUCGGUGAUGGACAUUGUUCCGACGGGGAGACACCUGCUCUCUACCAAGGGGGAAGUCAAGGAGGCUGAGGUCCGGACACCGGGGACCUCCAUCUCUCUGAGUUAUAGGCAUCCAGCUGUGUCCCUCACAAUGGACCCCACGACCUUACUCAAUUCUCUGCCCCCACCGCCAUCACAGUCACAAGCCAGGGUGGGGUUCGCAGUGACCCUGGAUGUUCAUGCCUUGUCUGGGCCCGGUCCCCAUCCAGUGCCGAGUUGGCAGCAGGCUGGCCGUCCCGGAUGCCAGCGAUGGCACUGGGGCAGGCGGGCAAGGCCCCCAGGGCAGGACCACGCCCCCGCUGUCCCCCACUUCUGCCCCAGCUUAUGACUGCCAGCCUCUCGGAGCCCAGCCGCUGCUCGACCCCAAGUCUGUGUCAUCAGCCCUCCGCACCCCGAAAAGGGAAAUGUGCCCCCUCGGAACUGGUUCUUACCCCAUCCCAGCGGGAAGCAGGGUGGUCUGUCCUGGAGCAGCUGAACAUAUACAUAGAUGUCGCCCUCCCCUCCCCGUCCACACCCUGUCGCCUUGUAGUCUGAUUUGUCUGUUUAUGCUUGGAUUCACCAGAGUGACUCUGAUAGUGUAAAGAAAAAAAAAAAAAAAAAAAGGACGCAUGUAUCUUGAAAUGCUUGUAAAGAGGUUUCUAACCCGCCCUCGUGGGAGUCUUCGGUGUCUCUCACCCCCCAGCGGGACUCAGAUCCAGAAGGCCCACGUGGCUCUCCCAGUUGAUGAAAGAUUUCCGUCAGCAUCCGGGACCCAGCAGAGACCAGAUCCUGACACUGGAGAACCCUCGGCUGUGAACACCUGAAGCCCAGGAGAGGACAGCAGCUCCGGUCCCCCCUCCCUGACCCGGGGCUCCCUUCUGUCAGGCAGAGGACAUGUGUCUUGCGGUGAAGAUGGCCCCAGAAAAGGCCCAUAGCAGCCCCCAGAGAGGGUCGGACAGCUCCCCGCAUCACGAGUGCCCACUGGGGCAAGGUCUGCAGCCCACCCCUCAGCUCCAAGCUCUCCCUCAGGAAGGAUGGUCCAGCCGCCCACCCAGGGCCCUACGGCCACAGCAGGGCCUGGGACGAACGACCAGCCCCAGCUUUCUGACGUGGUGACAAGUCAGGAGACACUUGCUGACCCUCUCCUGCCACGGGGACAAGGGAAGCAGCCUUUGUCAAAAUCUGUUUAAAGGAAAUCUCAACCUUGGUCCAGGUCUGCCAUUUCUGGUGUGGGGACAGUCAAAGUCAACCCUGUGGGGCUGGGAGGGUCAGAGUCCGGGGCCGGCUGCUCUGUUUGCAGUCAGAGCGUUCCAUGCCAGGGAUCAUGUGGGCCCCAAACAUCCCCCCAUGAGGCUCUCCUCGGCUCUCUUGAGUCCCAGCUGGUCUUGGAAGGGUUCUGAGGAAGGAGGAGGAAACGGUGUAAAGAUGUGAGCGAUGUGGCCCCUCCUUACUGCCACCGAUUUUGGCCGUGUUCCUUGCACCCCUCCUUGAGUCUCGUGUCCGGCUUUCCAAGUACUUCCUUCCCAGAGGGCUCUGGAAUCGCCUGUGUUGGGAUCAGCCUGAAGAUCAUGGUUUAGGUGAUCAGGUCAGUUGCUGGCAGGGAGUCUGCAAAGGGAUGCUGGCUUGUAACCUUAAAUGAGGACAAUCCCCCCCAGAGCUGGCACACCCCUACCCGUUUCCUCCGGAGUCGGUGUCCCUCAUCCACCUGGUCCCCUCAAGCUCUCCACUCACUCUAUCAAUAGUUCCAUUUAAAUUGACUUCAGUGGUGAGACCGUAUCCUGUCUGCGAUUGCUUGUUGUGUUCGAGGGGGGAGGGGGGAGGAACCUGUAAGAUAGUUAACCACUGGGCAAAAGGGUGCAGUAGUCCGAAGCCUAGUAACCCUUUCUUCGUGAUUUCAACCACGGGUGCCAGAAGUCCCUUGGGAUUUCGCCUUUCCACUGACAGAUGCGGCAGGCUGCCAGCUAGUUCUCCUUCCCGGCCAGGUGGUGAGGUUUGUGGAGGAAUCGAGAUCCGGUUGCUGUCCUGCUGCCCUUUUGCAGGGUCCCAAGCCCAUAAUCCUGCCUCCCAAAGCUGCUUUGAGGCAUCCUUUCCUCAAAGUUAUUGGCACCUCCGUGUCACCUUUCCCACCAGCUCCAGACACACAGCCUGUACUUCUAACAGCUGCUAAGAUCUUGUCACCCUUUGAUCUCUGUCCUCGGAGGAGAGCAGAGAGAGGCAGGGACGAGGGCAGAGGUGGAGGUCAUCGGCCUGUCCUCUCUACAGAAGUGUGGCUUCAAGAGCCUUCUGGUUUCCGUUUUGAAAAGGGUUUACCCUGGGCACCGACAGUCUCACCUACCGGACUGAGCCCCGUGAAUCUGCAGUGGGGCAGGACAAUUUCUGGCACUUGCAGGUCCCAUGAUUUCUUUGUUAAUUUUGAGGGUGGGGGGAGGGACAUGAAACCAUCUUAGCUUAGCUUCCUGUCUGUGAAUGUCCAUAUCGUGUAUUGUGUGUUUUAACAAAUGAUUUACACUGACUGUUGCUGUAAAAGUGAAUUUGGAAAAUAAAGUUAUUACUCUGAUUAAAUAAGGCCUUUGUGUAUGGAUUUAAAGGACCAGAAAAGGAUGUUACAAUUCCUAAGUUCCUUCCCAGCCUUUGGGAAUUUAGCUCAGGAAAUGACCAUACUGUUGAAACCAGGACGUGAGGAUUUACCAGCUGGCUCUGGGGCCCUGAAGGUGAAAGGACUCUCAGGCUUGUUUGUUUCCAGUCGAUUUUCUCAUUCUGGUGCUGGCAAACCAUCCUGGUCCAACUCAAAGGGCAAUAAAUACCCUUGUGGCUUAGCUCACAAGGCUCAGCCUGUAAAAGACCCAAACCACUGCAUUCAGACCUGAGAAGGCAGGGGUAGCUCCGUGAGAUCUCUUGAUGCCUGGAAAUGAGUGGAGAGGCCCGGGGCUGAAGCAGGACACUGACUGGGCUGGUCAGUGGAAUGAGGGGCUCUGGUUCCUUUCAGGAUCAAAGCUGCUCUCCUCUGAGCCUCAUCUCAGAUGGAGAGUGCUAGAUCUCCAUUAGGGAUCCCAAAUAGCCCCUGGUGAGGCUACAGAGGAAAAGAAAUGCAGACACGUAGAACCGAUCGUAUUAUUGUUCCUUAGUGAGUAUGUCAAGGUCAUAAUGUGCAGGCCUUUGAUUUUUCCACAGUUUCAAAAUAAUCACUUUUCUCAGCUUUUCCUGAGAUGCUUUAGCCAUUGCAGACAGAAGCUUAAGUACAACAGAUUUUAACUGCGAACUACAGAAGCAACAACAGGGCAGCCAAAGACUUCAGAACUUGGGUAAAAAAAAGACCAAAAAAAAAAAAAAAAAAAAUAUAUAUAUAUA